AUGAAUGUCUGCGUAUAUCUUAGUACGUAUGUAAUUGUGUGCGUGCAUGUAUGUGGUAAAGCGCGCUCAUCAAGGAAUGUUUCCAUCGGAUUGGCGCAAUUGCAUUCAUUUGUUAAUACGAGAAUGACGUAUGCAAAAAAACUGGAUUGGAACGGUCCUGCAAGUACUGGCGAAACCCGGUCAAUAUCUAUAGGAGGCCACAAUCAGUACCAUUCUCCUGGAUUCCGAUCCUUUGUUGGUGGUUAUUCCGGAAAUCUAUCAUUGUCAUCAAUCUGUUCAAGUAUGUUGAGCAGCUAUUGA
This is a messenger RNA of Brugia pahangi, 300 nucleotides long. Lineage: Eukaryota; Metazoa; Nematoda; Chromadorea; Rhabditida; Onchocercidae. The record is from the annotation of a GenBank genome assembly.